UUAAGACUCUUCAGUCGCAUCGGUCUCGUUUGGAUUAGACACCUGUUUAUUCAUCCCAGGAAAAGGGUUUCUAGCUGGGUUUUUUUCUUCUUUAGUACCUGCCAUUCUCAGUCAACAUGGGGAACUGUUUAACUGUGGGGCCAAAUGAAGCGCUGGUGGUAUCUGGUGGUUGUUGUGGCGCAGACACGAAGGCCUACAUCGUGGGAGGCUGGAGUUGGGCGUGGUGGUGUUGCUCAAAUACGCAAAGGUUGACUCUCGAGAUCAUGACUCUGCAGCCGAAAUGUGAGGAUGUGGAGACAGCGGAGGGAGUAGCCAUCACUGUCACAGGCGUUGCUCAGGUAAAAGUCAUCACAGAACAGGACUUGCUGGCGGUGGCUUGUGAACAGUUUCUGGGUAAAUCUGUGACGGCGAUCAAAUCUGUCCUUCUGCAGACUUUGGAGGGACAUCUGCGCUCUAUUCUGGGGACUUUAACCGUGGAGCAGAUCUACCAGGACAGGGACCGGUUUGCUAAACUCGUCAGGGAUGUUGCAGCUCCUGAUGUGGGCAGGAUGGGCAUUGAGAUUCUGAGCUUCACUAUAAAGGAUGUCUAUGAUAAACUGGAUUACCUCAGCUCCCUUGGCAAGAGCCAGAUCGCUGCUGUCCAGAAGGAUGCAGACAUCGGUGUAGCCGAAGCAGAAAGGGAUGCAGGGAUACGGGAGGCAGAAUGCAAGAGAGAGAUGAUGGAUGUGAAAUUUCUGGCCGACACCAGGAUGGCUGACUCCAAACGAGAACUGGAUCUGCAGAAAGCUUCAUUCAAUCAAGAAAUUAAUACGAAGAAAGCAGAGGCUCAACUCGCUUAUGAGCUGCAAGCAGCCAAGGAGCAGCAGAAGAUCAGACUGGAAGAAAUAGAGAUCCAAGUGGUGCAGAGGAAGAAGGAGAUCACCAUUGAGGAGAAAGAGAUUGUCCGCACAGACAAGGAACUCAUUGCUACGGUCAAGAGGCCCGCUGAGGCUGAGGCCUACAAAAUAGAGCAGCUGGCUGAGGGACAUAAGAUAAAGGCGGUGCUGAUAGCCCAGGCUGAAGCAGAGAAGAUCAGAAAGAUUGGUGAGGCAGAAGCUUCCUCGAUCGAGGCGGUGGGAAAGGCAGAGGCUGAGAAGAUGAGGCUGAAGGCUGAGGCCUACCAGCAGUAUGGAGAAGCAGCCAAGACGGCCCUGGUCCUGGAGGCCCUCCCCAAGAUUGCUGGAAAGGUGGCCGCACCGUUAGCCAGAACAAAUGAGAUCGUCAUUCUUGGUGGGGAGGGCAGCCGUGUGACGGGGGAAAUUAACCGUCUGUUGGCAGAGCUUCCCGUGUCCGUCAAUGCUCUGACCGGAGUGGAUUUAUCAAAGCUCCCUUUGCUGCAGAAGAUGACUGCUUCUUAAGCCUGAAAACCGAAGACUCUACAUGACUCCAGUCUCUGUCGUAUGCACUCUCAUAGACUGCCUUUAUUACACUUGAAGAUUUUUGUUAUUUUCUACGUAUAUUGUUUUCUUUUAUCUUUUUUUUUUUUUCCAAGUAAAUAUGGAAACCUCUGGUGCCUUAAUUUAUACAGGACCAGAAAAUCUGCAUGCACUGCUGCUCAUUCAUAAAUUAUCUUUUAAUUUGAACAUGGAAAGAAGAUGUGUUUAUAAUAUGUUGUAUUUAAUUUGUAUUUAUUUCUCUGUAUGCAUGUUGUAUCACCAGAGAGCUAAUAACUGUGAUGGCUUACUACCUGCUUGCACUCACCCAGGUCAUGUGCACUGUCGUAAAGCUGUGACAGCGGUGCGGAGCUUCAGCCCUGGGGCUCCGCUUUGUCAUAAGAAAGGUUUUUUGUUGUCACUGUGUACACUCAGUAUGUUGCAGGCCUUUCUAUUAAUUUAAAUACCUCUCUCUUUUGAGACACACCUGAAUUUGAUAGAUAAUCUGAUUUAUAUUUUUUUUUGUUCAGUUGAUGUUUCCUGUAUAUAUUGUAUUAUAUAUUUGUCAGAUGUUCUUUUAUGGUUCAGUAGCUGAUUUUCCACGGACAAAAGGUGCUUGAAAUCUUGAAGAAAAAAAAAAAAACGAAAAAAAAAUGUUACAAUGUCUUUUCCCGUCUGCAAAAUUUUAUCUCUUCUCCUCUAAAAGACUUUUCACAGUCGAACGAUAUCAGAUAUUUUACUUUUUGUUACUAUUUAUAUAAGGAUAAUAAAACGGGUAGCCAGUUCUAAUUUUGUCCGAUGUGGUUAGAUUGCUAUGUAGUUUGAUAUUCAGCUUGUUGCGAGCUUUGGCUUUGAUUAAGACUUUAAAAAUAAAGAGAGAGAAAGAGAUUUUCAGAGUUAAAAAAAUGAUUGGCUUUGAGUUGUAUCAAAUAUACGGUAGUGGAAAAAGAUUUAAUUGAUUUGUAUAAAUGAAAAGCCAAAUAGACUUGACUUGUAAUUUUUACUGUACCACAAAGGGAGAGACUAAAAUCUUAGUUUAAAUUCACGCUACAGUUACCUGUAGAUGCAAAGCCAUGUUCAGCGAAGUGUCAAUAAACCAAAUUUUGAUGUUUUAGAGAACCACACUAUUUUUGUUUGAUGUGUGUACAUAGAUGCAUUGAUAUCUUUCAUUAACUUGCAUCAAAUACACUGAAACGUUUUAGCAGAACGGCGAAGCUGCUAUUUGAUUCUGAUGCUUUGUUGUUUUUGAAUCAGAUUCACUGUUUGUUGUUGUUUUUUUUAACUGAGAAGCGGGUUAGCAGGUGCAUUAACGUGAAUACGACAUGUUGACCCCUCUCAAGACUCAUCUCAUUAUUUAUUUCAGACAAAUGUUUUCUGUUUGACUGAGUCACUCUGAGCAUACUGAAGAACUUAUAGAAGACUGUUAUUACUGCUGUUAAAGCUUUCUGUGUAUCAUCCCUCAUCUUAAAUUUAUAUCUACUCUGUAUGUCGGAAAGUUCCUGUAUGCCUUUUUGCAUGUCAUUCAUCUGUAUGCAGAAUAACAUGUUCACUGUUAGCAACCAUACUAAUAAAUAAAACUGCCAUAAAUUGUCUUUUGCAACUCCUAUUCUGCAAAGCUUUGGAUCCCCCCUUUAAAUAAGUGUUUCUUGAUCUUCUCUCUAAAGAUAAAAAUGGAUAAAGGUAGGAAUAGACAAUUAAGUUAUUUUCAGCAUGUAAAAUAGUAUCCACUAACAUUUCAUCUCUUUAGUUCAGAUUGUAGUUAAAGGUGUAAAUUCUCCCUUAAUGGUUUACAUUUUAUAUCAGUUCUGCAGGUAUUUUGCUUAUAUAUGUGGACAAUAGAAAUCUGAUUUGACUAUUUAUAGGGAGGUUAUAACAUGUCUUUUCUUAAAGGACUGAAAUCAUUGUUUCCUCAUCAUUGACUAACUUGAAACCAGCUUGAAACUUGAUUGUGUUGAUUAUCUGAAAUAUAUCUACUGCCAAGUGCUUGAAAGUAGUUCAUAAAAAAUAAAUGUAAUUCAGCUUUACUAGUGAAAGAAAUUAUUUGUACUGAUAUCAAACUAAUCCCACUGAAUGUGCUGUCUGCUAAUCUUCCCUGCUUGUGUGAAAAUAAAGUUGUUAUCAACUACA
This is a messenger RNA of Cololabis saira (Pacific saury), 3539 nucleotides long. Its product is annotated as flotillin-2-like. The transcript is spliced from 11 exons. Gene Ontology annotation, cellular component: plasma membrane. The record is from RefSeq and is a predicted model, not a curated record. Gene Ontology annotation, biological process: regulation of myoblast differentiation; protein localization to plasma membrane. NCBI's taxonomy places the organism in Eukaryota, Metazoa, Chordata, Actinopteri, Beloniformes, Belonidae. Bases 117 to 1397 code for a protein of 426 amino acids.